AAAAGGAGGUUAUUUCCGAUCACAAUCUGACAGGAAAACUUACCAACUCAGACUUGGAGCUGGAAGGCACCGUCCUCCAUCAUUUUGUUCUUGGGAAGACCGCCCAGGUGGAAGGCGAAACCACUUACACUGGCUGUGAUAACACACCAGCAGUGUCAUGGCGCACAAAAGGAUCGUCCACCUCUCGAAAGGCAAAAGCAAGAAUAUUACGGUUAGCGGCAGGAUUACAGCGGGAACAAAGAGCACAUCAUCGUAUUGGGCACUUAUCUGGAACGAACAAUCGAAUGGCCGACGAUGCUAGCCGACUGUGGCACUUGUCUGACGCCAAAUUCAUCUCAUAUUUUAAUCGCACGUAUCCACAGAUCAACUCUUGGCAACUGUACAGGAUGCCAAACGCCGUGAACUCCUUGAUGACAUCCGUGCUGUUGAACUCGGAAUCGAACGCAGAGUCUGUCCUUCAAGAGUUGCAAAGGCACACUCUGUCUGGACCACAUGGGUUGCCUUCUGCGACAGCCUCACCCUUGGUCAGCGGUCGACGAUCCCUUGCUCAUCAUCCUCCUCUUUGGAACCCAAUGGCGAUGUGGAAAAAUUGCCCCCAGAACAAUAGACUUUCGUUGGACACGGCUGCUGAAAAGUUGGAAGAAAGAGGAUCCAGCAGCACAAUGAGUACGCCCAUUGCCAAAGUCCUUGUUAAGGCAAGCAUCGAAGCUUGCCAAAAAACCCACAAGUACACACACCGCAACGGCAAUGAAUCGAUUGAUGUGGUUGGGGUUUUUCUUUUUGUUACGUCCUGGCAAAUUUCUGUCAAAAUUGGGCAAGCAAUUUCCUUUCAAGUCGAAACAAGUGUUUUUUUGUAUCAACGAUGCAGAAUUUCCUGGCGACGUCAUUCCCCUUCGCCUCCUGGACAGUCACUUGUGACAUUCGCCGGUCUGAUAUUUGACAAACAAAAAAAUGCGGUGCCAGACGAAAAGAUCGGUUUGGGCACGUCAUUAAAUGGUGACAAUCCAACAGCUACGCUGAUUGCCAUUGUCCGACACCUUCGACAGAGUUGA
Messenger RNA from Cylindrotheca closterium, 1052 nucleotides. NCBI's taxonomy places the organism in Eukaryota, Bacillariophyta, Bacillariophyceae, Bacillariales, Bacillariaceae. The record is from the annotation of a GenBank genome assembly.